CACAAGGCGCUGGGCAGUGUUAGCUAGUCCCAAGAAUCCUGGGAACCAACAAUCCACAGUCAUAUCCCAGAAAAACAACCCUGCCUGUCUCUGAGGGUAAACUACACCCUCGAUUCCUCGGAAUCCGCUUCAGUUCGGAUUCCUGCAAAACCAACGCUACUGUCUCGGCCUCCCACUGGGCUCCCGCUGGGGCCUCCUUGAAACGCUAAAGGAUUAAGCGGCGGUGAGUAGGGAGGGUGAGUAGGCGGAGGUAAGGGAGCAAGAAGCGGGGAAGGAACAAGGUGCGCCUCCCUCUUCUAAUCUUGUUCGAAUCAGGAGUCCUGUACCCAGGCGCCGAUUCCAGCCGUCCAGAGACUCUUCCAGGAACCGCUUGGCAGCCUGGGCCGUGGACUUUGGCUGGUGUGGCGUCCGCUGCUCCCUCCUCCCCUCUCCUCCCUCCAGGCUCCGUGCCUCACUCAGGGGCGUGUCCUGCCCUACCUCCCUGUCACAGUGGUCCACUUAACCGGUUACAGCAGCAGUUCCAGCGGCAGCGGCGGCAGCCGGAGCAGGAGCAGCGAUAGCUUCGGUUUCCAGAGCAGGAGCUGGGGCAGCAGCAGCAGCUCAGUGCCGAGCACCUGUGCGAAGCAGGAGUAGCAGGACCAGGGGGUGGGGUCGGUGCCAGCCACUCUGAGCCAGAGAAGGAAGGGGCACCUCCCGGCCGUGAUUCCACUGCUGGGAAUAAUCUCCAGGGAAGGUGGCACUGAACUGGGAAUACUUACUGGUGGGGGUAAACAUGUGCAGGAACAGCUAGAGGCCUCGCGACAGGUAAACAUUUGGCCCACGAGUAGAUAGGCAAGGAAAGCUGUCUGGGACCAUGGCAGCUUCCUUCCUGGACUUUGAGGAGGUGGAAACUUUCCUGGACAGGCACCCAGAGUUGUUUGAAGAUUACUUGAUGCGGAAGGGGAAGCAAGAGAUGGUUGAAAAGUGGCUGCAGAGGCACAGUCAGGGUCAGGGGGCUUUAGGUCCAAGGCCCUCUUUGGCUGGUACCAGCAGCUUGGUUCACAGCACCGGCAGAGGUGGCAGCAGCGUUGGUGGUGGAACUGGUCCAAAUGCCUCUGCCCACAGCCAGCCCCUUCCUGGUGGUGGGGACUGUGGUGGGGUUCCCCUGAGUCCCAGCUGGGCCAGUGGCAGCAGGGGCAAUGCGAACCAGCAGCGGAGAGCUUCUCAGAAGGAGCUAAGGAAGAGUUUUGCCCGCUCCAAGGCCAUCCACGUGAACAGGACCUACGAUGAACAGGUGACCUCCCGGGCUCAGGAACCCCUGAGCAGUGUACGACGGAGGGCACUUCUCCGGAAGGCCAGCUCCCUGCCCCCAACCACAGCCCAUAUUCUCAGUGCGCUGCUGGAAUCGAGAGUGAAUCUGCCUCAGUAUCCCCCUACAGCCAUCGACUACAAGUGCCACCUGAAAAAACAUAAUGAACGUCAGUUCUUUCUGGAAUUGGUCAAAGAUAUCUCCAAUGACCUUGAUCUCACCAGCCUGAGCUACAAGAUUCUCAUCUUUGUCUGCCUUAUGGUAGACGCUGACCGCUGCUCUCUUUUCCUGGUGGAAGGGGCAGCUGCUGGCAAGAAGAGUCUGGUCUCCAAAUUCUUUGAUGUGCAUGCAGGAACCCCUCUGCUGCCUUGCAGCAGCACAGAGAACUCAAAUGAGGUGCAGGUUCCCUGGGGCAAAGGCAUCAUUGGCUAUGUCGGGGAGCAUGGAGAAACGGUCAACAUUCCUGAUGCCUACCAGGAUCGACGAUUCAAUGAUGAAAUUGACAAACUAACUGGAUACAAGACAAAAUCAUUAUUGUGCAUGCCUAUCCGAAGCAGCGAUGGUGAGAUUAUUGGUGUGGCCCAAGCGAUAAAUAAGAUUCCUGAGGGUGCUCCAUUUACCGAAGAUGAUGAAAAAGUUAUGCAGAUGUAUCUUCCAUUUUGUGGAAUCGCCAUAUCUAACGCUCAGCUCUUUGCUGCCUCAAGGAAAGAAUAUGAAAGAAGCAGAGCUUUGCUAGAGGUGGUUAAUGACCUCUUUGAAGAACAGACUGACCUGGAGAAAAUUGUCAAGAAAAUAAUGCAUCGGGCCCAAACUCUGCUGAAAUGUGAACACUGUUCUGUUUUGCUCCUAGAGGACAUCGAAUCACCAGUGGUGAAAUUUACCAAGUCCUUUGAAUUGAUGUCCCCUAAGUGCAGUGCUGAUGCAGAGAACAGUUUCAAAGAAAGCAUGGAGAAAUCAUCAUACUCCGACUGGCUAAUAAAUAACAGCGUUGCUGAGCUGGUUGCUUCAACAGGCCUUCCAGUGAACAUCAGUGAUGCCUACCAGGAUCCGCGCUUUGAUGCAGAGGCGGACCACAUAUCUGGUUUUCACAUAAGAUCUGUUCUCUGUGUCCCUAUUUGGAAUAGCAACCACCAAAUAAUUGGAGUGGCUCAGGUGUUAAAUAGACUUGAUGGGAAACCUUUUGAUGAUGCAGAUCAACGACUUUUUGAGGCAUUUGUCAUCUUUUGUGGACUUGGCAUCAACAACACAAUUAUGUAUGAUCAAGUGAAGAAAUCCUGGGCCAAGCAAUCUGUGGCUCUUGAUGUGCUAUCCUACCAUGCAACAUGUUCGAAAGCUGAAGUUGACAAGUUUAAGGCAGCCAACAUCCCUCUGGUGUCAGAACUUGCCAUUGAUGACAUUCAUUUUGAUGACUUUUCCCUCGAUGUUGAUGCCAUGAUUACAGCUGCUCUCCGGAUGUUCAUGGAGCUGGGGAUGGUACAGAAAUUCAAAAUCGACUAUGAGACACUGUGUAGGUGGCUUUUGACAGUGAGGAAAAACUAUCGAAUGGUUCUGUACCACAACUGGAGACAUGCCUUCAACGUGUGUCAGCUGAUGUUCGCGAUGUUAACCACCGCUGGGUUUCAAGAGAUUCUGACGGAGGUGGAAAUUUUAGCGGUGACUGUGGGAUGCCUGUGUCAUGACCUCGACCACAGGGGAACCAACAAUGCCUUCCAAGCUAAGAGUGGCUCCGCCCUGGCCCAGCUCUAUGGAACCUCUGCUACCUUGGAGCAUCACCAUUUUAACCAUGCCGUGAUGAUCCUUCAAAGUGAGGGUCACAAUAUCUUUGCUAACCUGUCCUCCAAGGAAUAUAGUGACCUUAUGCAGCUUUUGAAGCAGUCAAUAUUGGCCACAGACCUCACACUAUACUUUGAGAGGAGAACUGAAUUCUUUGAACUUGUCAGUAAAGGAGAAUAUGAUUGGAACAUCAAAAACCAUCGUGAUAUAUUUCGAUCAAUGUUAAUGACAGCCUGUGACCUUGGAGCCGUGACCAAACCGUGGGAGAUCUCAAGACAGGUGGCAGAACUUGUAACGAGCGAGUUCUUCGAACAAGGAGAUCGAGAGAGAUCAGAACUCAAACUUACUCCUUCAGCUAUUUUUGAUCGGAACCGGAAAGAUGAACUGCCUCGGUUGCAACUCGAGUGGAUUGAUAGCAUCUGCAUGCCUUUGUAUCAGGCAUUGGUGAAGGUCAAUGUGAAACUGAAGCCGAUGCUAGAUUCAGUAGCUACAAACAGAAGUAAGUGGGAAGAGCUGCACCAAAAACGGCUGCUGGCCUCGACUGCCUCGUCCUCCCCAGCCAGUGUCAUGGUAGCCAAGGAAGACAGGAACUAAACCUCCAGGUCAGCUGCAGUUGCAAAAUGACUGCAGCCUGAAGGGCCAGUUUCAGUCCAGUCAUGUCAUCCUUUUGUUCUUUCUGCUCAGAAGACAUAACGUCUCGAGGAUGCACUGGGAAGCAUGCCUGGGCUUUCACCUUGAUGCAUGGAUGUAAAGGACAGAGGAAGAGGUGGGGCAGGGAGCACAUACCAGGACCCUCACUCUUCCCUGAUGGACGUGCAUGGGCUGAAAUGAAGGCUCCGGGUAGAGGACUGUUUUGGAUCCAAGGACCUGUGGACAGUCGGCCUACUCACUCUGAGCUGAGGGAACACUGAACAGUGAAAAUGUCAUUAGCACUGCUUCAUUCUGUAUAUGGCUUUUCUAUUUGUUAUAAGCCAAACACUGCCUGCCUUUGCUUCCUGUCCCUGAAUCCUUUUUGUGCCAGACUGUCCCAAGAAUCCUGAUUUGUAUUCCAUAGAGGUAUUUAAUUUUUAAUCCUAGAGCUUCUUAUUGAUGGAUCCUUUAGAAUUGCCUACCUAAAAGGUAAACUAUACUAUCCUUAUAGAUACUGAUCAAUCCCAGUUCUCCCCCUAAAAAGGAAUAACGUAGUAGGAGGACAGCAAAUGUGUUUGAUGGGUAAUUCUACAUUGUGACUAUGGUACCCUUUUCCAGAGUUUUAAAAC
Messenger RNA from Sapajus apella (tufted capuchin), 4320 nucleotides. It is a transcript of the gene PDE11A, whose product is annotated as phosphodiesterase 11A. Gene Ontology annotation, biological process: signal transduction. Gene Ontology annotation, molecular function: 3',5'-cyclic-nucleotide phosphodiesterase activity; protein binding. NCBI's taxonomy places the organism in Eukaryota, Metazoa, Chordata, Mammalia, Primates, Cebidae. The record is from RefSeq and is a predicted model, not a curated record. The transcript is spliced from 20 exons. Bases 854 to 3655 code for a protein of 933 amino acids.